CAGUUCAGUUUUGCAUCGACAGUGCGAGAGUCAAGUGAAAUAUGAAGUUCUCGACGUUUCUGGUCCUUAUCCUUUGGAUGUUUCUGCAGGGGAUGUCCUCCCUUGCCAGUGGAUACGAAAUGGCGCAGGAUGUUAGCUUCCCGGAGCAGUGCCAUGGAUAUUGUUUCUCAGUACUCCAGCCAUUAAUCGAUCAUGUUCUCAAGUUAAAAGAGGCAACGGAUGACAAUGAUAAAAUGAAAGUCGAAAAAAUACACUCACUGGAGCUUACCAUUAACAAUUUGCAGAGUCAGCUACUAAAAAGUGAGACGGAAAUAAAAAACAAUGUGGAGCAAAUCAAGGUUAAAGACGAACAAAUCAAGCAGAAAGACGAUCAAAUCAAGCUGAAAGACGAACAAAUCAAGCAGAAAGACGAUCAAAUCAAGCUGAAAGACGAUCAAAUCAAGCAGAAAGACGAUCAAAUCAAGCAGAAAGACGAACAAAUUAAGAAUCUCAGAAAGCAAAUCAAUGGGAAAGUAGGGAAAAUCAUCGUGAAAGUCGAAGAAAUCAAGAAUCUCAGAGAGGAUGUGAAGAUGAUUUCGUGUCUCAAUAGUGGCUCAGAUGACAUUUUUAAGAUGAAGGUCAAGGGAAUGGAGCAGUUUGAAAGUCCCUGCGAUUCGCCUCGAUGGACGGUCAUUCAACGGCGUAUCAACGGAAGUGUUGACUUUAAUCGCAACUGGACGGAUUACAAAAAUGGAUUUGGAGAUGAACGGGGAAGUUUCUUCCUGGGACUGAACAAAAUCCAUCUAAUGACCCUGGUCCAGCCUCACGAGCUGUACAUCCAACUUAGAGAUGUGAAUGGAACCACAAAAUAUGCUCGAUACGAUGAUUUCAAAGUAGGAAGUGAAAAUGAAGCCUACAAACUGAAAUCGCUGGGAGAGUAUUCAGGAACAGCCGGAGACUCAUUUAGUUACAAUCUAGACAUGAAGUUUACCACAUUGGACCGGGAUAAUGACAUGUUAGAGAAACGCAAUUGCGCGGAAAAGCAUGCAGGUGGUUGGUGGUUUAAUGCUUGCUCUCGAAGUUCCCUCAAUGCAAAAUAUUAUGACGAUGGUAAAAGAACUCCCCUUCAAAUAUUCGGCAUUCAUUGGGCUACUUGGAAGAACUACAAUGACUACACGACCUCGCUUACAUUUUCUCAAAUGAUGAUAAGACCUAAACCGUUAUAA
Molecule: messenger RNA, 1205 nt
Organism: Drosophila obscura
Lineage: Eukaryota; Metazoa; Arthropoda; Insecta; Diptera; Drosophilidae
Product: fibrinogen-like protein 1
Exons: 3
Coding region: 42-1205 (387 amino acids)
Source: RefSeq, a predicted model, not a curated record